AUGGCUGCCGGAGAAGUAGAUUUUCUUCGGGAUCAAGUUCACAGGUUGAAUGUUAUUCUUAGUCAAUAUCAAGAAAAAUAUCUGACAUUAGAUGAAGAUGACAAGAGAGAGUUCUGGGAUUUACAGACUAAAGUUGACCAUCUUGUUGGUGAAAAUAGAAGACUGCAUGAAGAUUUGCGGUCUUCUGUAGAGAGUAGAUUGAGGGAAACCCAACCCCUGAGUGCUAAUGAAGUAGAUCAACUCAAUGAAGAAAAUGUACUUCACAAUUUACAACAACAAGUGCAGUUAAUUACACAGGAAAGAGAUUCUGCAAAGGAAAUGUUAGCUUCAAAUAUUAAAGAACUAGACAAAGUCAGACAUGAUUUACAGGAAGCAAGAAAUGAGGCCCAGUUUAAAGCAGCUAAUUAUCAACUUAUACAGGAGAGAAGUAGUCAGGUUUUGACUCAAAAUCAAAAGCUUCUUUCAGAUAAUCAGAAACUAGAAGUGGCUACUCAGCAUUUUCAGACAACUCUGAAUGCACAGUCAGCAGAGGUAGACCAAUUGAGGGAUCACUUACAACAAAGUAGAGCUGAACACAGAGCAGUUAAUUUACAGUUACAUGAAAUGAAAAAAGUAUUGGAUCAGUUAAAACAGGAAAUGAUGAGAAAAGAUGGAGAGACUUCACAAGCUGUUGGCCGAGAAUAUGCAGCUGAUAGUCGACUUACUCAGUUACAGGCUUCCCUUAUGGAGAUGGAAAAUCAAAUUUCCAACUUGCAUUUUGAGAAUAAAAAACUACAGUCUGAAAACAAAGAACUUGAAGAAAAAUUUAACAUUUUACAAACCAAAGGUGGUGAUGCUGAGAAGAGAGAAUAUGAUGCAACGAUGCAAGUAAGAGAAAGUGUACAACUUGUUGAAAAUGCGAUAUUGGAAAAAGAUCAGGCUGUGAUAAGAGAACAACAAAAAUCACAGGAGUUACAUAGACUUCAAGAAGCACUAAGUAAGCUAAUCAAUGAAGCUGGAUUAAGAACAAAACAGGAGGUUGAACAUGUUCGUAAACAGUGUAAUAACAAUAUAGCUAAACUGAUGGAAGAGAUACAGGCUUUAGAAAUG
Messenger RNA from Saccoglossus kowalevskii, 1089 nucleotides. Its product is annotated as sodium channel and clathrin linker 1-like. Gene Ontology annotation, biological process: clustering of voltage-gated sodium channels; centrosome cycle; cilium assembly. Gene Ontology annotation, cellular component: centriole; centrosome. Lineage: Eukaryota; Metazoa; Hemichordata; Enteropneusta; Harrimaniidae. The record is from RefSeq and is a predicted model, not a curated record.